Messenger RNA from Cucumis melo (muskmelon), 1059 nucleotides. Its product is annotated as putative fasciclin-like arabinogalactan protein 20. The coding region runs from base 1 to 1059 and encodes 352 amino acids. Lineage: Eukaryota; Viridiplantae; Streptophyta; Magnoliopsida; Cucurbitales; Cucurbitaceae. The transcript has a single exon. The record is from RefSeq and is a predicted model, not a curated record.
AUGCCGUCCUCUCUCCUUCUCUCUCUCAUCCUCCUCUCUCUCCUCCCUCUCUUCUCUUCUCUCUCUCCCGACCCCAUCCUCGACGCUUCUGACAUCCUCAAGGACUCCGGCUUCUUCUCCAUGGCUCUCACUCUCAACCUCGCUUCCCGCUCCUUCCUCCACCAUUUCUCCUCCCUCACCAUCUUCGCCCCCGCAGACUCCGCCUUCUCCCGCUCUGGCCAACCACCACUCUCUCUUCUCCAGUACCACCUCCUCCCUCACGCCUUCUCUCCCGAAAGUCUUCGCUCUCUCCCCUUAAAUGCCAAGAUCUCCACAAUGCUCCCCAGCCGAUUCCUCACCGUCACUAACGACGAAAUUCGUAUUUCACUCAACAACGUCACCGUCGACACCCCCCCAGUCUACGACGAUGGAUCUCUCAUAAUCUUUGGAAUCGAGAAAUUCUUCGAUCCGUUCUUCGAGAUCUCUAACUCGAGUAGUAAAAGAAUCAUAAAUCCCAAUAAUGAAUGCCGCCGCCGCCGCGAUUCUGUAAUUGAGAGCAAUUCGGUUGAAGCUCUGGCAGCAGCGCUUAGAAACAGAGGGUGGUCGGUAAUGGCAUCGUUUCUGGAUAUGCAAAUUCUGGGGUUUCAUAAAGAACCGGCGGUGACGAUAUUCGCUCCAACGGACGAUUCUUUAAUGAAUCGCGUAAGUAAUUUCUCCGAUUGGAUGUCGAUGUUUCGGCGGCAUGUAGUUCCGUGCAAGCUGUGGUGGUCGGAUUUGACGAAUUUGGGCGGCGGAACGGAAAUAAAGACGUAUCUGAGAGGGUUUGGAAUCAAUGUGAAACGGAGUAAUGGGGUUUUGACGCUGAACGACAUGUCGGUUAUAUAUCCUGAUAUGUUGUAUAGUGAAGGAAUUGUCGUUCAUGGAAUUGGGGGAAUUCUUGAGAUUGAAAAGGAAAUGAAGGGAGAAAUUGAAGAAUCUUCUUCUUCAUCAAUGGGAAAUGGAGGAUCUCCAGAAAGUGGGUUUGAAGAGAGUGAUAGAGAUAAAGCUGUAACACAUUACCAUUUCUCUGUUAUCAGGUGA